Messenger RNA from Misgurnus anguillicaudatus (oriental weatherfish), 3201 nucleotides. The record is from RefSeq and is a predicted model, not a curated record. NCBI's taxonomy places the organism in Eukaryota, Metazoa, Chordata, Actinopteri, Cypriniformes, Cobitidae.
ACAGGUGACGUUUUAUUCGGACGACGGGCGGAACCCGGCUUCCACAUUUUAUUUGGACGACGGGCGGAAUCCGGCUUCCAUAGUUCAUAUCCGGGGUUUCCCCAAAGGCAAAAUUAAGCCUGAUCACGCUCAGGUGGGGCAAAUUAACACAGCGGUUGCUAAUAGGCUGACGAGGAGAAGAGUCCGGGUAUAAAGACACCUUUGCAGACAUUAAACGAGGUGCUUGUGGCCUAUGUUGUGUACGUUGUGUUGCUGCUUUGCAGACGGACCACGCUGGUCGGAUCGCUCUCCUGGAGAAGAGAGUAAGAGACAGUCAGCGGACGGAGGAAUAUCUUGGAGCCUACGUGAGGAAGAGUGGACACAGAGCUAUCGAGAGCACAGUGAACAGUGGUUAUUGGUCCCUGGCCCCACUGGAGAGGAGAACGUGGGUGAGCCGCGGUCGACCGGAAGCACGGACGAAACAUCGCCCGCCAGUAAGCCAGUGGCCCUGUGGGAAAGAGGAAGUGCAGGUGAGCCAGGGAAGUGAUAACCGACACGCCGGGCCUGUGAAUGCCAUACCUCUCUCCCUUAUUUGUGAUCCAGUUGUUGCCCAACCAGUCUCUCGAGGUCGUCGCGGUCAGGUGGCAAGGACGAUCUAAAAUUCACGUGAUGUGGUAUAAGAAUGCUGUGGGUGAGUUUCACUGAUUGAUGGUGUUUACGCUUGACUUGCUGUGUGUGUGCUGUGCUUGUAGCGUUCGAACUGCCCAGCCUCUGACGAGACACGAGAUGGUGACAUCUGUUGCGGCCUGAGUCCUGUAGGGAGAGAGAGAGAAAAUUAAAUCUUGUGCCCGGGGUGUGAUAACGAGAGCUUCGUUUAUACACCACUUACCUGAACCAGUGAAGCUCCGUGUGGGAACGAGGAUCCCCCGGCACUGUGAGUAACGCAACCUGUGCAAUAACCUGUUCUGUGCUUAUAGCAGCUACCUACCUGAACCAGUGAAGCUCCGUGUGGGAACGAGGAUCCCCCGGCACUGUGAGUAACGCAACCUGCGCAAUAAUCUGUUCUGUGCUUAUAGCAGCUACCUACCUGAACCAGUGAAGCUCCGUGUGGGAACGAGGAUCCCCCGGCACUGUGAGUAACGCAACCUGCGCAAUAAUCUGUUCUGUGCUUAUAGCAGCUACCUACCUGAACCAGUGAAGCUCCGUGUGGGAACGAGGAUCCCCCGGCACUGUGAGUAACGCAGCUUGCGCAAUAAUCUGUUCUGUGCUUAUAGCAGCUACCUACCUGAACCAGUGAAGCUCCGUGUGGGAACGAGGAUCCCCCGGCACUGUGAGUAACGCAACCUGUGCAAUAAUCUGUUCUGUGCUUAUAGCAGCUACCUACCUGAACCAGUGAAGCUCCGUGUGGGAACGAGGAUCCCCCGGCACUGUGAGUAACGCAACCUGUGCAAUAACCUGUUCUGUGUUUGUAGCAACGACCUACUUGGACCGGUGAAGCUCCGUGUGGGAACGAGGAUCCCCCGGCGCUCAACGACUUACCUGAACCGGUGAAGCUCCGUGUGGGAACGAGGAUCCCCCGGCACUGUGAGUAACGCAACCGGCAGAAUAAUCUGUUCUGUGUUUGUAGCAACGACCUACCCGAACCAGUGAAGCUCCGUGUGGGAACGAGGAUCCCCCGGCACUCAACGACUUACCUGAACCGGUGAAGCCCCGUGUGGGAACGAGGAUCCCCCGGCACCGUGAGUAACGCAACCUGGGGAAUAACCUGUUUUGUGCUGGUAGCAACUACCUACCUGAACCAGUGAAGGCCUGUGUGGGAACGAGGAUCCCCCAGGGCUGGGAGCAUCAGUGGGGUGUUUGCCCUGGUCUGACUGGGUUUGAUACUGCCUCCAGGAGAAGCGGAGCGCGCCACGGGUUGCUGGGCCAGAGUCCCGGCCCCCAGCCUUCUCUUCAAGUGGCCCUGGUGGCAAGGAAGAGCCGCAUUAGUUUUAAAGUUCCCUUUUUCCCUUUCCCCUUUUCCCUUUUUAAAUAUUUAAUAAAGUUUGUUUUAAUUAUAGUAUACUCGUCUGUCUGGUCAUUGGGGUGGUCUUGGGAAACUCCUCGAGGUGGAAGAGUUAAGAGGGGUGUGACCCUUUAGUCUAUUCGGGUCCGCCCCGGGGUGUGACAGAUUUGGCGUAGUCGGCAGGAUUCCACCUCGAGUUGAGCGACCAAGGUCCUCCAAUGGCCGACGACGAGUUGCCCGAAGCCCCGCCCCGUGUUGUGCCUGAAAGGCCAGAAACCCCACCCCGUGUUGUGCCGGAAAGGCCGGAAACACCACCCCGUGUCAUGCCCGUGUUCCUGGGAAACCCCUGGGUGCAGAAGUAUACUGGGGUCGAGUCCGAGGUUCAUUUAACUGAGUGGAGGGCCCAGAUUGAGUAUUUGGCCGGCCUCCAGGGGCUGAGUGCCAGUCAACAACAGCAGUUUGUAUUAAACUCACUAGGAGGAGAAGCCCGGCGAGAAGUACAGGCCGCCCCUGAAGCCGUUCGAGCCACCGCCCAGACCAUCUUCCACUUCCUCACCGAGCAGUAUGGUGAUACCACCCCUGUGGCCGUCCUGAGGGCGCAGUUCUUUAAUUGUAAGCAGGGCCCCCACCAGUCCAUUCGAGCCUUCGCCCUGAAGCUGCGCGAACAGUAUACACGCCUACAGCGACGACGAGAUCAUGGGAUUGGAGACGAGGAGACCCUGUUAAGGGACCAGUUCCUGUUAGGGUUACGGGAGGGCCCCCUACGACAAAACCUCCGAGUGCAGUUUAGACGAGACCCUGAGCUCACGUUCGGUGACCUGAAAAAGGAGGCCAUGGCCUUGGAAGGCGACCAAGCGGAAGCUAAGGAGGCCCCCGUAUGUGCAGCAGUGAGUGGCCCGGCGGCAGCCUCGGAGGUAUUAGACUGGAAACAAACAUUGAAGAUGGAGCUCAUGAAAGACGUACGAGAUCAGAUGGCCGAGCUGACCAAGGCCCUGGUAGGGGAACUGCGCCUAGGGCCGGGAAGGAAAGAAGAAGGGCCCGCCCCCCGAGAACGGACGUACUCCGAGCGAGGCCGGGAUGGGAUGAGGCGGCCCUGGCAGGCGAGUCGGCCUAGGUUCGAGUGGGACGAGCAAGGGAGGCCCAUUUGUAAUCGGUGUGGGACCGCCGGGCAUGUGAGUAGGCAGUGCGGACCACGAAGAGCCUCCGAGGGGGGUUUUUAA